CUAUUGGAUGUGCUGCUAGUGUGCCCGGCGCAGAGCUGAGGGAUACAUUAGAGCAGAGCGCUAUAUAAGAGUCGGUUCCAGGCAGUCGCUGCGCAGCGGAGAUUCAGCACCAGCAGGUACGGACAGCUCCCUCCCCGGCAGCGUGUGUGGAGCGAUUACAGCUCAGUGGGUGCUGCUGCCUGCGCUUCCCCCGACUUGAAGGGUGCGACUUGCAGGGUGCGACUUGCAGGGUGCGCUGCCUUCUACCGACUAAUACCGCCCUUAGCUGCCCGCCGACUCUCAAUGAUUUUAUGGAGAUGCCAAAGUGAAUUGGAACUACAUGUAUGUAAGGGCGCUAUCUGAGCUAAAGCUGAGCGAUACUUCUGCCUGGAACUGCAGAUCCUUAUCAGGACCUUGCCUGGGAUUUUGAUCGUUGCUAGGCUCAGGAACUACCAAGUUUGAUCGCUACUCUGCCCAGAAACUAUACACUGGUGCCCGAUCUGCCCUGGGAACUAUGGGUCCAACCAUGUCCUGUGUAGGACCUACCAAGCCUGACCAGGUCCAUGUCCACUUGUCCAGCCCAGGAGAUACCAAAUCUGAUUCAUAUGCCCCAUCACAGAACUGCCCCAUGUGAUUGCCUUCCUGCCCAGGAGCUUCCAAGUCUGAUUAGUUCCCUGUCCAAGAACUACCAAGUCGAUCAGUGCCUGCCUAGGAACUAGCAACUGGGACCAGCACCCAGCACCCAAUACAAGGAAGUAUAAGCAAUCAUCCUGCCCAGACUCUCCCUUGUCUAAGUGAGUUGGGGAUCUCCAGUCUGGGCAUCAAGGUGAGGUGACUGAGAGCUGCUGAAGUGGAAAUGGGCUUUCCUGGAGCUCCACAGGCAAUAAGGCAGCAGCCCAGUCAAUGUCAGCUUCCCCCUUGCCCCCUCCAAUAAGUCAUGUGACAUCUGAAACCCCCAUUGGCAGGGAUGGGCAGCACAUAAGGAUAUUGACUUCUCAUCUCCCCUGAGUGGUGGAAGAUCAGGAAGCUGUAGAUUCCCUUAUGGAAAGAGCGAUCUCACAGUGUGCAGGCAGAGAAGUGCCCCCCCCCCCACACAUAACAAUGGACAUAACAAUCAGUGAAGUCCUGGGGGGGCCCAACUAGAGAAACCAGGAGGACCCACCAAAGCUAAGAGACACACAGCAGUUGGCUCAUUCCCUCCCUGACUGCGGCCACUGGACUACAUUUGGGAUUGCCAUGGCUUUUACAUUUGCUGCCUUCUGCUACAUGUUGUCCCUGGUGCUUUGUGCUGCCCUCAUCUUCUUCGCUAUAUGGCACAUAAUUGCCUUUGAUGAGUUAAGAACAGACUUCAAAAACCCUAUAGAUCAGUGUAAUCCAGCGCACGCGCGGGAACGCCUUAGGAAUAUUGAACGGAUUUGCUUUCUGCUCAGAAAGCUGGUUCUGCCAGAAUAUUCAAUCCACAGUCUGUUCUGUAUAAUGUUCCUAUGUGCGGAAGAAUGGUUAACGCUGGGGCUCAAUGCUCCAUUGCUUUUCUAUCACAUAUGGAGGUAUUUCCACAGCCCGGCUGACAGCGCAGAGUUAAUCUACGACCCACUGGUAGUAAUGAGUGCGAGUACACUGAGUUACUGCCAGAAGGAGGCUUGGUGUAAGCUGGCGUUUUAUCUGCUCUCAUUUUUCUAUUAUCUGUACUGCAUGAUAUACACCUUAAUGAGUUCCUAAGGACCCGGGGAAGAGACAUUGCCCUGACAGUAAUGGGAAUGUGGCUGAAGAGAAGGAGAGGACACUGCUGUUAGGGCGGCUCAGCGAGAUACACAGACUCCAGCCCACAGUUCAAAGAAGACCCAGACAUGGCAAGAAAAUGUGCCAUUAAGUAGUGUUGAGUGCAAGAAAUGAGGGUUGGAUAGUGAAUACCAAUGCCAAUUAGUGCUAAUUAGGAUGGCUCAUUAGUGAAGAGUGGAUCCCGGCAUGGCGGCAUGCUAAAUAUGGGUUAUAUUCUGAUAUUACAAGUCAUCGUUUCUACAUGGUGUUUGUAGAUGAUGAACUUUGCCAAAUGGAUUGCAGAGGAGCCUACAUGGAAUGGACUGGACCUGCCUUGGCUGCGGAUACAACACCACAAGGAUUCUGGGAAACUGGCUUUGCUGUACCAGAACAAUAUGCUCAUGAACAAUGUAGCUGGUUAUAAGCGCUGCUGCUUUCAGUCUGAUUUUUUUUAAAUGAAAACGGGCAACGGUACUUACAUUUUUUUUUAAAAAUUCCCUUUGUUUUUGUCACUGGGAAAAAGUUAAUGUACAAUGUAAAUAUCCAGUAUUUACUUCUUGCUCUCCCCCUUAGCAUCUAUAGCGUUACAAUAUUGGCUUGUAGUUUCUUCAAUUUCCUAAGAUGCCAUUGUCUCAGGCUGGGUGGCCACAAGCUUCCUUAUCACCCCCAUAGCCCUCCUGUUGUUUUAGAUUCACCUUCAAGAAGCAGCUAGAGGUGUGUACUGGCACAAUGGGUGGGAUCUAUUGUCUUAAAGGUAGAUUACCAGACUGGCAAUUUGUGGGUUCUGGCAAAUGCCAGAGGGACUGCUGUAAAAUGCUAUAGAAAGUCACUAUUUAUUGGGCGGGGGCGCUGUUUGGGCCUCUGUGUAGUUGAAAUGCCAGGGUCUAUAUUGAAUCCCAAGCUCAAAACAUAAAUAAAGCAGGGGCUGUGGGUACCAGUACUUACCUUACCACCCGCUAAUGUGAGCAUCCAAUUAAAAUAUGAGAGCUGGUACCUAAAUAUUAUGCAAAAAUGUGGGGUGACAUUUCACCCUAUGAGCUUACAAUCUAAAUCUGAGGCUAGCCUCAUACUAAUAUUCAUUUUUAUUUAUUAUCCUUUAUUUAGACAGCGCAAACACAUUUAUGCAGAACUAUACAGAGACGGAUCAUCUGCACCAGUGAAGCUUACAAUCUAAUUUCCCUGCCACAUUCACAUAUACACAACAUGGUCAGUUUCAUCAGAAGCCAAUUAAACUGCCUGUUAUAGUGAACAAAUGAAAACACUGCAGAAAUGAACUGAUGACUGCAAGGCAGACCAUUGGACCACCAUGAUUCAUUACCUUGAUGCAUCUGGGGUGCAGACUGACCCCCUGACAGCGUUAGAAAGGCCGGAAUGGUGCUGGGAAUAUCCUACGUGUUUAGAGAACAAGUUUACUUACCCUUUAACAUGAUUAUAUUGCACAUAAAUCAGAUGCUAAAAUAUUAACGAAGGCCUGGGAGACCAUUUAACUCUGCCACAUUAAUUGCAUGAGUGAAUUAGCAGCUCCUUCAGAUCUGUUACGACAAUUUAUGGGAGACGUAACCGCGCCGGCGCUAAUGCAUAUUCAGUACGCACAUCAAGCGGUGUUUUAACGUGGGAAUAGACUCUUCAAUAAAUCAUGUUCUGUUCCCCACUUGGGGUAUGAGCCGCCCGUCUCUUUCCUCGGGGGGGUGCUACACGUUUCAGACAAGAAGUGAUUUUUAAUGGACAAAUAAUUUCUUCGGAAAAAGAGCGAGCUCCGCUGUACCUGUCACAAGUGAUUACGCCGCAUCUCGCCUUCAUCUGCCAGAGCUACGGACUGUGUGCUUUAAUUAAGUCAUCCCAGAGUUUGAUACUGGAUUAUCAUAAAUUAGAGCUCCCAGAUCCAUUUUCAGAAUGCUAAUUCUAAUACUUAUUCAUCUUGUACAGACAGGCAACUUCUGCGCUAGUCUGAUGGGCUAUAUCCAUUUAACAUGGCAAUUGCCCUAUAAAUAUGUAUAGGUCAUCUCAUGUAUAAGGCCAGU
Molecule: messenger RNA, 3758 nt
Organism: Xenopus tropicalis (tropical clawed frog)
Lineage: Eukaryota; Metazoa; Chordata; Amphibia; Anura; Pipidae
Gene: cnih3
Product: cornichon family AMPA receptor auxiliary protein 3
Exons: 6
Coding region: 1216-1698 (160 amino acids)
Biological process (GO): vesicle-mediated transport
Cellular component (GO): membrane
Source: RefSeq, a predicted model, not a curated record